Molecule: messenger RNA, 38521 nt
Organism: Podarcis lilfordi (Lilford's wall lizard)
Lineage: Eukaryota; Metazoa; Chordata; Lepidosauria; Squamata; Lacertidae
Source: the annotation of a GenBank genome assembly
AUGUUUGCUCUGCUCUUACUGCAGCUUCUGCAUGCGGGAUUUGGAUCGCCUGUAAGUUGAUAUUGCUGCUGCUAUAUCCCCCUCCCCAUUUCCCCGAUCGUAGCCUUGGUGGUUUCUUGCGCAGGAGAAAGGCACUCUUUUGCAUUUCCGCACUGGGCUCCCCGGAGCAGUGGAGGGUUGUGGGUCUGCUGCGUUAUGGUGAGCGCAGUUCAAUUCAAUUCCACGCACCGCCAUCUCUGAAUGCAAGUGGGUCUCCUGUACGAUGAGGGCUGGGUCGGGUGUGGGAAGAACAGGAGGGAACCGAGCCUUAGCAGAGGGAUCUGCGAGGACUGCAUAGGGUUUUGAGCAGAAUUCUGAUUGAGGAAGCGCACAGAAAAUAGCCAGGAUUGCAAAAGGGUGUGUUUCGCUUCGGCUGCUUUGCUCUGUGUACAUGAAAACACCCUUAUCUUCGCCUAGCCCAGAGAUCCAACACAAGAUUGAGGCCGUGAGCUCCCAAACAGCGUUACAACACGAAUUGCUCCUACUGCUUUUCCUCUGUUGCUGAACUCCCAGAGUGCUCUAUAAAACGAAUUUACGCCCCUGUCUCUAGCAAAGGAAGGGAGCGAGCCACGAGUGGACUUUGGAAAGCAGGUGACAGGUUGAAAGACUUCCUGUUGCAUUUUAAGUGAAAUAAAUCAAUGCUAGCCAGUAUCGCAUUGUAUAAGGGACGGAGUGGCACUGUGGGUUAAACCACAGAGCCUAGGACUUGCCGAUCAGAAGGUCGGCGGUUCAAAUCCCUGCAACAGGGUGAACUCCCAUUGCUCGGUCCCUGCUCCUGCCAACCUAGCAGUUCAAAAGCACGUCAAAGUGCAAGUAGAUAAAUAGGUACCGCUCAUGUGGGAAGGUAAACGGCGUUUCCAUGCACUGCUCUAGUUCGCCAGAAGCGGCUUAGUCAUGCUGGCCACAUGACCCGGAAGCUGUACGCCGGCUCCCUCGGCCAAUAAAGCGAGAUGAGCACCGCAACCCCAGAGUCGCUCAUGACUGGACCUAAUGGUCAGGGAUCCCUUUAUCUUUUACCUUAUCGCAUUGUAUGGUAGUCUGUGAGAGAAGUUCUGGGACCCUUGAGCUUCAUGUAAUCUCAGGACUUACAAGUGGCUGGGUGGUUUUGCAGCAGGACUGAUGGAUCAGCAAAACCACGCAGGGGUUGUCAAUUCCCCAUGUGCUUUACUAAUCCAGAGGUCUAGCUAGGUAGUCUCAACAGACUGACCAAUGUAGUUCCAAACACCUUGCUAGGAAGUGCCCCUUCUUUAAGCUGCUCCCCCCCCCCCAAGCUUCCUAUAUUGGAACUAUGGCUGAUUGAGAAACUACCUUUUGGAGUUGCAUUCCUUCUUAGUUCUUCACCUGUAAAAUGAUUUUAUGGCCCUUUGCACAUUCUGUAUUUUUUGUGAUGUUACAUACUUUGAAAAUACGUUCUACCUAAAUUGUCACAUGGCUUUUCCUUUCUAGAAUUGCAUGUCUGCGAUAGAUUCUGUGAUGUUUUUAUAUGUUUAAUUGUUGGUUAAAAUCUGUAGCUUCCACUUUUUAAAAUAUUGAAUUUUGUUUUAUUCUUCUGUAUUUGUGUAGUCCUCCCUGAUUCUUUGGUUCAAUUUAUUUUAUUAUUUAUUGGAUUUAUCUGCACAGGUCUUUAUCGUUCUACUGUGUUGAAAUAUUUAAAUAAUAAUGCAGCUCAUUAGGUAAAGGGACCCCUGACCAUUAGGUCCAAUCGUGGCCGACUCUGGGGUUGUGGCGCUCAUCUCGCUUUACUGGCCAAGGGAGCCGGCGUACAGCUUCCGGGUCAUGUGGCCAGCAUGACUAAGCCGCUUCUGGCGAACCAGAGCAGCGCACGGAAACGCUGUUUACCUUCCUGCCAGAGUGGUAUCUAUUUAUCUACUUGCACUUUUGACAUGCUUUCGAACUGCUAGGUUGGCAGGAGCUGGGACCGAGCAAUGGGAGCUCACCCUGUCAUGGGGAUUUGAACCACCAACCUUCUGAUCGGCAAGCCCUAGGCUCUGUGGUUUAGACCACAGCGCCACCUGCGUCUAAUGCAGCUCAUUAGCAGUAACAUAAAAGGAAACAAGAUAUCUGUUCACCUGCUACUUUACAUACAGUAUGCAUUUUUAAAUCCAGUAUUAUGUAACCUUUUGCUAGAGGCUAUUAGGUGUUGCUGACAGUGAUUAGAAUAAGAAGCAGACAGUGUUGUAGUUUUUAACAGCAACCAACUUUGACUCUUAAUAGUAUUUGAUGUUGCACAUUGCUAUUUCUAGCCAGUUUACAUGGACGCAACCACAGCAUAAUUUUUUCCUACAUUAGUUUUAGGAACAGGAAUUGCCGCUUUGUUAGUACAAGUGCAUGUUACAUUAUCUUGCUUUCAUGAGCUUUGCUACGAUGGAAAGUAUAAUUUUGGACAAUCCAAAAAAACCAUUGGCAUGUUUGGGCAAAACAGUAACUAACAAACAAUGUUAAGGUCCCCAAAGCAUUACGCAUGGGAAACAAUAGCUUAAACAAAGCAUCCUUGUUGAGAAGAGUGGAAUCACAAUGGCUACAACCAUGUCAAAGAUCUGAACUUGUGAAUUACAAGCAUACUCUUGUCUGCUGUAUUGCCUAAUUGUAAGGAGCAGUCUUCUUGUUCAGAGCCAGCCCAUCCACGACACUAGAUGAGGCAGCCACCUCAGGCGGCAGAAAUGGAAGAGGCGGCACUCACAUGAGCACAUCGCCCCACUGCCACUGCAGAUGCAACCCAGGUAAGGGAGGCUUCAGCAGUGGCAGAAGGGCACUGUGUUCUCCUGGAAAGGAACUUAGGAAAGUACUUCUCCUUAAAGAGCAGCACUUUCUGAAGUUCCCCACCCCUCCCUGGCACAGCCUGGUGAGCAGGCAAGGCUUGAGGAGAUGGAGAGGGGCUUGCAGAGCCUCGUGCCCCCUUCCAUCAUGGGGGCGGCAGGGGAAGUUCCGCCUCAGGCAUUGACAGGUCUUAGACAAGCCCUGGUCGUGUGCCACAAAUGAGACCACAAAAAAGUUCACGAUUACAAGAUUUUGUCAAGAUUAUACUGGCCAGGGUGGACAACAUAACAUUUGUGUUUGUGUGACUGAUGUGUUCGUGAUUUUUUUUUUAAGUUUUCUGAGUUUGUGCCAUUUGGGAUUGUGAUAGCUGAUGCUGCAGCUGCUGUGGGACAAAAACAUCAUGCAGGAAGAGGAAUUGACUCACCCUGUGUAGCAAUCAGCCCUUUCCUUUCUCGCCUCACCUAGCUGUGAUGUGUCAUUUUGGUGCCACUGCUAACCAGAACCAUCUGAGCAAUAUGAGAUGUAUUCCUGGAGCAUCCAUUGUAUCUGUAUCAGUUUGUGGUGCUGAACCCACAAAAUGAGACAAUAUUUCCGAAAGCUGAGUAAACUUUGAGGGUGGGAACACUACUUAUGAACUGCUAGCUGUAGUUGAAUUGGUUCAGAGAAGGAUCGUUUCUGAUUCUUGUGGAAACUGGUUAUACACCUGAUGCCUAUAAUUUACAAAGUAAGAAUACAUUGUGGACAUAAAUGUGCUGCACAGAGUCGUUGGAGGCCUCUUCUCGGAAGCCGGCUGGUACGUGUGAGUACCUCUGAGCCCCAAGGGAGGACCGGGGGAGGAGAUGGCUGAACUCCAGGAUGUGCCAUUCAGGAUGUGGAGUUCAGCCAUCUCCUCCUGUGGAGGUUUUUGAAUCGGACGGUUACACUUUCUGAAACUCAAAAUUCUGCUGCUGCAUAUGCAGUGGUACCUCGGUUGUCAAACGUAAUCCAUUCCAGAAAACUGUUUGACUUCCAAAAUGUUCGACAACCAAGGCGCAAUGAGCGGUCGGCAAAUUCCAUUGAGAAAAUGGAGAAAUGUGCCUCAGAAGUUGUUCGACUUCCAAGGCGCGUUCAAAAAUGGACGCAUUCACUUCUGGGUUUUCGGCAUUCGUGUUCCAAAUCGUUCAGCUUCCAAGAUGCUCAAAAACCGAGGUUCCACUGUACUUCUAAUUCAACGUGUUUUGAAAAUAUUUUCAAGACAGUAAUAGUUUUUUUAAUCAUAAAGUGUAGUGUCACAAUUGCUGUGUAUCAUUGGUUCCUUUUUCCUGGUUUCUACACUAGGGAAUGUUCUUUAUUAUCCAGAGCUGAUGGUAUUACUGGAUUUCAGACCAAGAAAUCCCUCCAGAGCUACGUUGUUGCCUACUGGAAAAUAUUGUAGGAGAACAAGGAAGAAUCUGGGACCAUUCAAGAAUAAAGAUGAUCUUCAAACAGUUGUCCCUUAAAACUAAGGCUGCAGCAGUUGCUGGAAUUGUCUUCUUCUCCAUGAUAGCAUCUCGGACACUUUUGGCUGACAGGAUUGAGGAGAAGCGUUUGAGGUGGCUGGUCAGACUGCAGAUGUUACUAUUUGCUAACGCCCUGAUGUUCAUAGGAUCGCUUCACAUAUGGAGAAGCCUUGUGACCGUGUUCUACAGAUCACCAACUCCCAUGUUGUCCUGUUUCACCUUAUGGAAAACAACUGUGUUAAUGUUCCUGAUUUUGGCACACUCCAGCUUUUUUACAGUUCUGCUGCUUGUUGCAGAGGAACCAUAUUUAUUUUCUUUAGCUGCUCAUACCUGCCUUGGAGGGUACAUCCUCCUUAUAUUCUGCCUCUUUGUCCUAGGCUCCUUGGAACAAGUUUAUAAGCUCUUGCUCCAAAGACAGGCAAAGAUGGGCAGUGCCGGUAAAAAUGCCAAACUGGCAAUAAAGCCAGCUCUAGCGGUUGUGUUGACAGUUGUGUUGACUGUUCUGGGACUCCUCAAUGCCUCCCAACCACCUGCAGUGAAGUCAGUAGCGAUUCCCCUUCACAAACUGCCACCGUCUAUGGACCAGUUGAAGGUGGUCUUGCUUUCAGAUAUUCACCUGGGGCCAACUAUUGGCAAGACCAAACUGGAAAUGGUUGUAAAAAUGGUUAGGGCCUUGAAACCGGAUAUCACGGUGAUUGUGGGUGACUUGACUGAUUCUGACGUGGAAGGCCUUGGGCAUGCUGUGAAACCUCUUGGCAUGCUUAACUCCCCACUGGGAACUUAUUUUGUCACAGGAAACCAUGAGUACUAUACCUCUGAUGUCAACAGUUGGUUUGAAGUGCUGAAAUCACUAAACAUCCGCCCUCUGCAUAAUGAGAACAUCAAGAUUAUGUCCCCCAAGGGUAGGAGCACCGAUUGGUUUUGUCUGGCAGGGGUAGACGAUAUCGAGGCUACUGCAAUGCAUUACCCUGGCCAUGGGAUGGAUUUAAAUAAGGCUCUUGGAGACUGUGGCACAGAUCAUGCCAUCAUUCUUCUUGCCCACCAGCCACUUGCUGCUAAAUGGGCUCUCCAAGCUCGGCCAGAUAUAAAUUUGAUCUUGUCUGGGCAUACUCACGGAGGGCAGAUAUUUCCUCUGAAUAUUGCUGCCUAUUUCUUGAAUCCAUUCUUUGUUGGCUUGUACAAGGUCGGACAAAACACUUUUGUGUAUGUUAGCCCGGGGACGUUUUAUUAUGGAAUGCCAAUGAGAUUGGGAAGUAGAGCAGAAAUAACUGAGAUAAUUCUGCGUUCUCACUCAUCAGUAUAAAAUAAUUUAUUUCAUUUGGCUUGUGCAGUGCAUCUUCUUGUUCAUAAAAUGCCACAAUUUCUCUGGAAUACUGCUGAGCAGGUGCUUAGACCUGCAAGUCAUGCUACCUUUUUGGGAUGCUACCUUUGAAACUCCCCUGAAACUUUAAUGAAAACUCUGAGAAUAGCCUACGUUUGGGGUGUGUAACAUUGCCCCAGGUAAGAGACGGUGAAACAACAAGGUUGUGAGACAAGUUGUCAAACCAGAAUGUUGCGUUUUUGAACAUUCCUAUUAUUUUCUGCUUUUGUAUGGUGGCACUUUCAUAUUUAUCCAGAGUUCUUGCAUUGAUUUCUGUAUUGGAAUGUUAUGUUUUGAUCUGUGAAUUGCUGUUGAAAUUGUUGAAAUGCAUUAAAAAUAUUAAAUUAAAUUAAAACAUACUCAUUGUUGUGGCUUUUGGCGUGUUGUGUAUUGCUGCUUCUGCUUUGCGUAUUGUGACCUACUCUGAACACAAUCUCCUUUUGUGGAAAGUGGUAUACAAAUUAAAAGAAGACUCAAAUCUAGCCCUGACUACAAGCAGGAGUCUCUUCCCCAGCGACAUACAUCAAACUUAUUACUAAACUGAAAACUAUGGAGAGAACUGGUCUGAAUAGAGAUAUUGGAUUCUUGUCUCGUUACAUAUGCUAAAGCUAUUUUUGGUCGCCUGCUUACUAUCCCUUGGUUUUUCCUGCAGGACUAAGUGCAGUUGUUAACAGUCCAACAGUUUACCAUACCCAUUGAGUCCAUCAUCCAUCUCCUACUACCCUUCUGAGAAAAACCCCACCCCACCCCACCCUCCCACUAUAUAUAAGGGUCUGGUGACUUCUCUUUCAGUGUAUCUGAAGAAGUAUGCAUGCACACAAAAGCUUAUACCCAGAACAAACUUAGUUGCUCUCUAAGGUUCUACUGGACGAUUUUUUUAAUUUUUAAAAUUUUUAUUUAUUCUGUACCUGCUCAUCCCAAGUGGACCUUGCGGUAGGAUUGCUAUCUUGUCAUGCUGUGGAAGAACUUAAAUGAGACUGUUUUGGUGGAAUUAAAAUCUUAUUUUAGUACACGACCCAAGGAAAGAACUUGCAACUUCUGCCUGAAAUAGAGAAGUACGGUAGAGUGAUUAGUAAGUAGAUAUUUAAUUAUAUAGCACUGUCCGUGUGCAUGGUGGUGGAUGGAAUGCAAGAAGAGGACAGGUCCCUGACUUGAGUUUACAGUCUAAAAAUCAAUACAGGGAACAACAAAGAAAGCAGUCGGGGAAAUGGGGAAGCAAUCUGUGAUUAUUUCAGUUAUGCUUAUGCUUAGCUACCUGUAGGGCAUGGGAACUAGGGGAUUGUUCCAAAGAUUUCAUAGAACAGUUGGCUUUUAAACCAUGAGAGGUGGCAUCAGGCAGGUGUUCUGACAAAUGGGUUCAAGCUAAACUGGGCAGCGAGGGCAGAGCUUUUAAGGUUGGUGGGAUGUGAAGAGCAAGAGAUCCAAGACAGAAGAAGAUCAGGGUUGGGAGAGAGAGGACGGCUAAUAUAGACCUAAAGGCAUGCACCUAUAGAAUAGGGUUAUGAAAGAAAAAUAUUAAAAUAAGGGUUGAAAGAAAAAGCGGAAGGUAGCAAUGUACAGUGGUACCUCAGGUUACAGAUGCUUCAGGUUACAGACGCUUCAGGUUACAGACUCUGCUAACCCAGAAAUAGUACCUCAGGUUAAGAACUUUGCUUCAGGAUGAGAACAGACGUUGUGUGGUGGCAGCAGGAGGCCCCAUUAGCUAAAGUGGUACCUCAGGUUAAGAGCAAUUUCGAGUUAAGAAUGGACCUCCAGAACGAAUCAAGUUACUAACCCGAGGUACCACUGUAAUUCUUUUUUUUUUUUUAAAAAAAAAGAAAUGCUGAUUUUGUAGAGAGAAUUGAUUUAUAGAUGUUUCUUUUAGGAUUGAAUAUUUCAGUGCUGGUACAGAUAAUCAAAACGAAGUGAAUGAUUUGGCAGAAAUAAUAAUGCCAGGGCAGGGUUAUAAUAAAUAUUCCCUAGCACAGGGGUGACUAACCUGCACCGCCUCGAUAUUAUUGGACUCACAACUCCUAUCAGCCCCAGCUUGCAUGUCCAAUGUAACAUUCAGAGGGCUGCAGGCUACCCACUUCUGCUGUAAAGGUUAAAAUUGUAAUUUUGGUAAUGUUUGAUCAGCACAGCGGUGCGUUUUGGGUCUUGUAUGUGUGGUGGUCAGUUCUGUUACUGUUUGCCUUAAACGAAUAAAUUCUAGACCGGAGGUGGGAAAAGGUUGGUUAGAGGAAAGUGUGCCUCCCUCUUGGAAGGGCCAUGUCUCUGCUUGUGUUAAAAAAUAAAAUAAAAUAAUAAUUGGUUUAGGAUUAAGAUAUGUUGAAUUGUAGAAUACUAUGGAUUGAGAUGAUGAUGAAAAGGAAGGAAGUUAGUAAUUUGAAUUAGUUAAUUGUAUUAGAAAAUGAGUAUUGGAAAAUUGCUAAAUGAGAUUUAAUGAAAAUCAGUUAGGAAGGAUUUGAGGAAGUCACUUAACAAUGGAAAUUAGCUUGGAUUUUGAUUGGAAGAAAUUGUCUAUGUUUGUCUGUUUUGUAUAUGUUUUGUUUUUUGUGUUAUGUUGUAUUUGUUAAAAAUUUGGAAAUUCAAUUUAAAAAAAUUGAAAAUAAAAUAAAAUAAAAACUUCUGUUCUUUCCCGAAAGCUAAAGCUCCUGUCCACCUAACAUAUCUUCACAGGUCACAUCCCAGAGAAGCUUUGGGAUCGAUUAUGCCCACAACUGCUUCCUCAAGGAUGGGAAACCAUUCCGUUACAUCUCAGGCAGCUUCCAUUACUCCCGCGUUCCCCGGUACUACUGGAAAGACCGCCUCUUGAAGAUGAAGAUGGCAGGUCUUGAUGCCAUCCAAACGUAGGUAGCAAGAGUGGUUGUCAGGCAACCAUUAAAAGGGGUGAGGCAUCCUCUGAAGAUACGGCCUGAGUUAUGUAUUGACUUUAUUGGCAAAGAGCCAGAAGGUGUAGCAAUACAGGAAACUCAUUACAAUUGUAGGAGAAAAAUUGGCUAGAGUCCAGUUCACGAGAUCUGUUGCCCGUUUCCCAACUAAAAGGUAGCCAGGAACACAUUCUAAAAGCGGUGUAAUACAGUUGUUUACUCUUGACUUCCGUUUAUUCCAGAGCAAGGUACUGCUACCUAAAAUGAGCAGAUAUAUACCUUAUUUUUCGCCCCAUAGGGUACACCGGCCCAUAGGGCACACCUAGUUUUUUUGGGGGGUGGGGGAAAUAAAGAAAAAAAUAUAUUUCCCCCCCAGGCGCAGGGCUGGGGCAGGGGAAGCCCGAGCUUCCCCCGACCCCAGCCCCCAGGACAGGCUGCUAUCCGCAAGCCUAGGGAGCCCGGCCGGAAGUCGCGCCAGUCUCCCCAGGCUUGCGGAUAUCUUCCCGAAGCCCGGGGCGCGUGGCUCAGCGCGCCCCAGGCUUUGGGAUGCAGGCAGCUCCCACUGCCAGCCUCCAAACCAGGUCAGGGAACAGCGGGAAGGCGCGCUCCGCCUCCCCACUGUCCCCCGAGCUUGUGGGGCUGGCGGUGGGGAAAGCAGCGCUUCUCCCCACUGCCAGCCUCCAAACCAGGUCGGGGAACAGCGGGAAGGCGCGCUCCACCUGCCCGCUGUCCCCCGAGCUUGUGGGGCUGGUGGUGGGGAGAAGCACUGCUUUCCCCACCCCAGCCUCCAAACCAGGUCAGGUUUGGAGGCUGCUAUCCGCAAGCCUUGGGAGCCCGACGGGAACUCCCGCGGAGCUUCCAAGGCUUCCGGAUAGCUUCCUGAAUCCUGGAGAGGAAGAGGGGUCGGUGCGCACCAACCCUCUCGCUCUCCAGGCUUCAGCGAAAGCCUGCAUUCGCCUCAUAGGACACACACACAUUUCCCCUUCAUUUUUGGAGGGGAAAAAGUGUGUCCUAUAGGGCAAAAAAUACGGUGUGUGCAUCCAGCUUAUUGCUUCUGCCUCCCUUGUGCUGCGGCAGUUCAGGAGGUAUUGGCGCAGUCAGGCAUUUCUGCCUAUUUGCUUCUUCAGGGGGAAAAAAAAGCAGAACAGUAUGCUGUGCUUUAUUAUUAUUAUUUUUUUAAAUGAUAUUUAUUAGAGGUUUAAAGAUUGCAGAAAAAAGAAAAGAGGAAAAUAAUAAAAAAAUUAACAGAAAGUACAUUACAAUAGAUAAAAAGAGAGACAUAAAAAAAAAUACAACAAUACAGCAAAAAAAGAAAAAACUAAAACACAUCCAAUAUUCCAUGUCUUUACCUUUCAUUUACUUGUUUCAUCGACCUCCUCACACCUCCCUUUUUUGUAUUCUAGUUCAAUUCACUAUUUCAGCAAAUUCUUUCCAUCUUUCUCAAUUUUUGUUCUAUAAUUUAUCUUAACGGUCUAAACUUAAAUUUUUUUCCUUUUAGCCCAUUAUCAAUCAGCUUUUACUUAAUUCUUUAUUACAUUUCUGCUAAAAUCAUAUAGCUUCAUUCCAGCAUCCUUCUAACAUUCAUUAAUUUUGCAAUGAUAUACUUUAAAUUUUUUCCAAUCUUCUUCCACCAACUCUUCUCCCUGGUCUCUCCCAGGGAGGGAGUAUGCUGUGCUUUAAAGUAUGUCAAAAUGCUUCUCCGGGGUAAAAAUUGCUUUCUGCAAUUUGAAUAAACUGCAAAUUAAGAAAAGUUGGAUGCACUUGAUCAUUCUUCUUCUUAUUAUUAUUUUACUUCUUCUAGUCAUGGGGAAAGUCUAUGCCAUCUAUCAAGAUUUUACCAAGCUUUGCCCAUUUGUUCUCCAGACUAUUUUUGCAGGGUCAUCAACUGGAACCUUGCUGCAUCAAAAAGAAACUGGUGCUCGUGUGACACUGAAUUCUAUGUCCCAUCACCCUUCCUUGGUGACAGAUUUUGUUCUUCUACCUUCUCCAUGACCUGCUCCUCAGUAAUGGCAUUCUUAUUUAGAGCAGAUAUAAUGACAAACCUUUUUCAGUGUUAUGCUUUUGUGAAAGCUUUGCUGCUUUUGCAUCUCUAAAACUGCAAUAUCCCUAUCAACUUAGCCCUCCCAAAGUGUGAUUCUAAGAUAGAGCCACCAGAGAGAGCUAGAUUCAUGUGCUCUGACAUGCUGAAAAGCUUGUUGGAAGUAGCCAGCAGCACAAUCGCUUCAUCAUGCAUGAGAAAAGCACAGUCUAUACCAGGGCCAGCAACCUUUUUCAGCCGUCAGUCCACCAUCUCCCAGACCAUGUGGGGGCCGGACCAUAUUUUUUUGGGGGGGGGAAAUGAACGAUUUCCUAUGCCCCACAAAUAACCCAGAGAUGCAUUUUAAAUAAAAGCACACAUUCUGCUCAUGUAAAAACACCAGGCAGGCCCCACACAUAACCCAGAGAUGCAUUUUAAAUAAAAGGACACACUCUACUUGUGUAAAAACACGCUGAUUACCGGACCAUCCGCCAGCCAGAUUGAGAAGGCGAUUGGGCCGCAUCCGGCCCCCGGGCCUUAGGUUGCCUACCCCUGGUCUAUACUGAAAGGUUCUCCUGCGCGAGCCUUGUCAAAGCGAAUGGCAACCGUACAAGAGCUUUGCUCAUGUUAGAGAACUUUCCCCCGAGUUGUGUUAAGAAUCUACGGAAAAACAAAUCCUUUAGCUUGGAUCCAAGGAGCCACAAGCAGAGGGAAAAGUACUGUAUGCAGUUCUGUGCACGGAAGCACAAAUCAAAACACACAAGCAUGGUGCACAAUUAAGAGGGAGAGGCAUGCUUUUCACAUGCAGGAGAGUCUUUGAAUGAAUUCCCACCCAACUCUGAACCCCCUGGUGCGAAGGCCUGUUCAUGUAUUCAGAAAAGGAACAUCUGCACUUCAUAUCCCACCUGGCUGUUAGCUGAAAUUCCUUCAGGUGCAAUUAUAUUGCUGCUUGUGUCAUUUUUGUAAUUCUAAAGUAAGAGGCGUAUGUGGUAUUUGCAGGUAUGUCCCGUGGAACUUUCACGAAGUUGAGCCAGGAGUUUACAACUUCGCUGGUGAUCGAGACCUUGAGAGUUUCCUGCGGCUUGCCGAUGAGAUUGGCUUGCUAGUCAUCCUGAGAGCUGGGCCAUAUAUAUGUGCAGAAUGGGACAUGGUAAAUAUUUAUCCUCAUUUGUUGAGGCCAGAGGGCAUUGCACGAGAGGACGUGUUAUCCCAUGCUUUCCAGUGUAUUGCAAAAAGUCUGAUCUUUUGCAGAAGCAGUUGUGUUGCAGGUUUGCUGCACAAGCUUUCCCAAUCGGCUAUAACUGCACAGCCUGAAUUUGCCAGGGUGGGAUAGAAUCCCAAUAAUAAUAAUAAUAAUAAUAAUAAUAAUAAUAAUUUAUUAUUUAUACCCCGCCCAUCUGGCUGGGUUUCCCCAGCCACUCUGGGCAGCUUCCAACAGAAUAUUAAAAUACAAUAGUCUAUUAAACAUUAAAAGCUUCCCUAAACCCAAGAAUAGUGACAGUCUGGAAACGCUCUUGGUUUUCACGUUUGACUGACAUUCACAAGAUACUGGACAUGGAAUACCGUGAUGCCCUAAAUGCAGCUUGUCUGCUCAUUUCCAUCCCAAAACUGGUCCAACCCCACCUGCUCCUUCAACUAUAGUCUUGGUUCAGUUCCUUGGCCAUGCUGGAGUCCAACAAAAAGAAGAGAAUCAAGAAAAGCCAUUUUAAAAUAUGGUGGUUUUAAGUCAAUAUUGGAAUCAGUGCUUAUAUAGUUGCUUAUAUGAGUUUAGGUGCUAGGAUUUUCCUGGAUAAUGUGAUGCUAUCAUCAAUCAUGGUAUUGAGCAGUAGGGCUGGGCGAUAUCUGGUUUUCAACAUCAUGAUGUAUCACCAGCUAAACAUCAGAAUACUCCAGUAUAUAUCUCAAUGCCUGAAAUAAGGAUGAAGCUAUGUAGAGGCAUUGGCUGGCUUCACGGUUUUCCCCACAUUGUGAUUUUUGCAUAGCGCGCACACACACACACACACACACACACACACACACACAGUAUAUUGCCAGGUCAAAAAUUAUGAAACCAAUAUAACGAUAUGGAAUUCAAACCAGUUUUGGAAGAUAAAUUAAUAUAUCACCCAGCUCUAACACCCAUCAUGAUUUGUGAUAUAUUGCCAAGUCAAAAACUAUGAAACGGAUAUAAUGAUAUUAUAUGGUAUUAUAUAUGAUAUUAUAUUCAGACCAGUUUUGGAAGAUAAAUUAAAAUAUCUCACCCAGCCCUAUUUGGCAGAUUUUAAAAGAUGUGAUCUUGAUAAUGUCAAAGGGAGCAGAGGCAGGCCGUUCUGCUCCACUUGCCCCUGAUAGAUUUUUAAGACCCACUUAGUACCAAACAUGGAAGGGGCUGUUUGACCAAAGCCUUCCUUACAUCGGUUGCAUGGCAGUGCCCACAAAGUGACAGCAGCGGGUUCCCUGCAAGAUCUCACGAGACCUUGCGAGAUUUGGGCAACAUAUUGGUGAAAGCUGGCACCACUUCGCCGGCGGCAGAGGUGCCUCUUAGGCUUCUGCUGCCCAAGGUGGCAGCCUCAGCCUGCUUCGUGUGUGUGCCGGCCCUGAUACCACCCGCCUCAAAGUGUCGGCUCUGCCACCUCUGAGGGUAUGGAGCCAUUUGGAUGGCCCUCAAAAUCCUUUGAAGAGGCCACUGUCCAUUUGGAUGAAGGUGGUGCAACACAACUCUGCUGGGGGCAGAUUUUAGGGUUCUUUUACCCUGCUCUGAGCACUAGGCCACACAGCUCAUAGACCUGCAUUGUUAGGUGGUAGACCAGGACUGUGAAUUCAGCAUAGUAACCCCAAGAUAGUGGAACCCCUCCCAACUGAGAUUAGAAAGGUACCUUCCUUCCUGCACUUCAGAUGCGUGGCUAAUCCUUCCUGAAGACAUUUUAAAAUAAUGUUCGGUUUUAUGAUAAAAAAAAUACUGCUUUAUUGUCCCACUUUCUGUGGAUUGUCUUAAUGUGCACCACUUAGAGUUAAUUUGGAUAUGCAGAAAAUAUUAAAAAUAAAUUUAAGGAACCACAGAAAGAGGGGGAAGGAAGUCAAGUUUGGAAAUGUUAAAAUGACUGUAAAAUUAUUGAAAUGUAUAAACCUGAAAAUCAUAAAUUGUAUAUACACACACACACACACACACAUAAAUAAAUAAAUAUAAAAUGAACUCUGAUGACAAAAAAUGUACACCACUAGAAAUUUGAAUAAUUAAAUUAAAUUAUAAAUAUAUAAAUAUAUAAUUUAUAUAUAAAUUAUACACACACACACACACACACACACACACACACAAAUAAAUAAAUAUAAAAUGAACUCUGAUGACAAAAAAUGUACACCACUUAGAAAUGUGAAUAAUUAAGGAGUAUAAAAAUGCCUUAAAUGAACAAAUAAUACUAUUCCUGCUGGCUGGCUAUUAUAGUAGAUGCUUCCAGCGGGUGGAAAUCCAUCUAUUUUCUGAGGCAAGUAUCUUUAUAUGGUUUUGCUUUCCAAGUAUAUUUUAUAGUUUUCUUUUUUCCUUUCUAGGGAGGUCUACCUGCCUGGCUAUUAGAAAAAGAAACCAUCGUCCUUAGAUCUUCUGAUGCAGGUAAUGAGUUCAAGGAAAUGCGCAGUGUUGAAUAUGAUUACUUAAGACGACAUUGCUAGAAGUCAAAUGUGAAGUUCAUACCUGUGAGCCGGUUGUUAUCCUCCCUCCCCCAUGUGCCCAUGUGAUCUCAUGGCUUACCUCAGGUAUGCUAUUAAGUAGAGAGAGGUAACUUUAUAGUUCUCUAGCCUAUAUCCAGGGAUAGUUGGAAAUGAUGGCAUGAAGGGGGGGAAAUGGAAGACACACCUUGAAUGUGUGAAUCAGCCCAUAAAAUGCUCUUUACACAUUUUUGGGGAGCAGUGAUGGAAGAGUUUAAGAGACAAGCAAGGGCUACUCCCAUUUUUGAGCAUCUAAACCAUGACUGUAACUCAGUUCUGGCCCACACUUUAAGCAAAACAUGGAGGUUUUUGGUUUGGCAGAGAGCUGAAGUAAAGAGAAACAAGGCGGCCUUCAUGUUAGCAAUGCCAGGAAUUUGAAUGAUUUGCGUACGUUUAAUUAUUUUAUAGACAUUCAAGAACUAAGCAACGGGGAAAUAAACAACUUUUGCAUAAAACAAUUAAUAACUUUCAAUGUAUGCAAUCUCUCUUUUAUAUUUUUCCAGAUUACUUGGCAGCUGUAGAAAGAUGGAUGGGGGUCUUACUACCAAAGAUGAAGGUUCAUCUUUACCAGAACGGAGGCCCAAUUAUUAUGGUGCAGGUAAAAUUAUGAAAUUGAAAUAAAUACAUGCAUGGAAUUUCCUAUAAUAUACAUGAAAAUGAAAAAAAACAAACCCACGAAAACCUGAAUGCUGUUAGUGCCAAGAAUUAGGAAUAAAUAUCUUAUUUAUUGAACAUGGCGAGAACGACCAUAGCCAGUACAUGGAAAACAUUGCAACUGUUGACCAUGGAUAAGUGGUUUGAAGCAGUCUGGCAGACAGCUUUGUUGGAAAAGCUAACAUGGAAACUGCAGAUAGCAAGAGGCCAAAAGAAAAACGAUAACUUCUAUACAGUAUGGGGCGAUUUUAUUGAACACACAGGUCGUGGGGCCCAUAGGGGAGUAGUGUUUGGGGUGGGUAACGCAGUUUGGAAUACAUGAAGCAUAUGUUUUAACCUUUCAGAUUAAAUGUGUUCCUUCCUUUUAAUGAGAUUGGACCACACGAUGUGUUAUUUUAUGGUUUUUAAGAUUAUGAGAAAUAUAUGCUACUUUAAAAUUUAAAAAACAAGCAAGAAACAGUCCUCUUGAGAAUGUGGGCCACUCCGCCUCAUUCCUACAAUUUAUUUCAUUCAUAUAUGUUUAGAUCUCAUUGAACAAUUGGCUCACUUGCACAUAGUGGCAUCUAGAUGGUUAGGAUACUUCGCAGUGUGUUUGAGCCCUAAAUACACCUAAUCUAAGACUCUGGUGAGUAAAGAAGACAGAAGAGGGACUAUUUCUACCUAUCCUCUCAACCUCAAAAUGGAGGCCUCAGAAUGUGGUUAAGUUGCUUCCAGGCAACCCAGGAAGUUGAAACUUGCUCUAACAGCAGCCUACGUUUCACUGAUUACUAGGAAAGCCUUAAAAAAUGGAGCAUUUUUGCAUCUAAUAGUCAAAACCUGAGACACGAAGUUUUCCUCACCAGGGGGCCAUCACUCCAGCACAUAUUGAGCCUAGCAGAACGUGGAGUGUUUGGUUAUGAGACUCCAUUGGUUUUUCACACACUUCAGGCCGACCAAGGCUACAAUCCUAUAUACGCAUUUUCUCGAAAGUAAAUAUCAUUGGCAUGCAUAGGUUUGCAGAGAGGGUUUAAAGAACACACCCAGAGGUAGCUUGGAGCCUUCUUACAAAAUGCAAGCUUCAUUUACUAGUAGCGAAUAAGCUUUUUACUUUUCUUCUAAAAUGGCUCCACGUUAAUGCAAUGCAGUAUUAUGUAUCACAGUCAAAUAUGGCAGCAGCUUUGAUAAUUCAAUACAGGACUUUAAGAAAAUAGAUCAUACUGAAAAUUACUCCAGAUAUAAUUGCUACUGCUAGACAUCUUCCUGGGUCCACUAUUAUGUGAGUGGCACAAACUGCUUGCAAGGCAGAAGUCUGAUAAGGAGAUCACUAUAAAUUAGUAUUAAAAAGCAAUGUUAUUGAAUAGUAUUUUAAGCUGCUCGCAUGGAUUUAAGUCAAUAUUUUUUGUUUCCUAUGAAAAGAGGGUAUUUAAAGCAGUUAGCAUGUCUUGGGGACAUCAUAAUAAAGACUGCUACUUUGGAAAAAUGUUCCCCCAGAAUUCUCAAAAGGAUCUGCAGGAGAGGUUUUUAAUUGUGGAAAUAUGAUCUUAUUUUAGUUGUUUGUUUGGGGUUUUUUUGUAUGAUUAUUUGAACUUCUCUUGUUUUUCUACACAUUAUAAUAUUUCUAUUUAUAGGUUAACUUCCACGCUAGUUGACGGUUGUCAGCUGUUUUUCCUUACUAAUUUUAUGUGUAUGUUUGGUUUAGGUUGAAAAUGAAUACGGGAGCUACUUCGCCUGCGAUUUUGAUUACCUUCGUUACCUGCAGAGCCUUUUCCGUCAGCACCUGGGGGAUGAAGUGGUGCUGUUCACCACAGAUGGCGCAAGCAAGUUUUUCUUGAGAUGUGGGACGCUUCAAGGCCUUUAUUCCACUGUGGAUUUUGGACCAGGUUGGUUGCUGUCUUGAGCAGUGCAACUAACUGGAAGCAAGCUUGUGGGAAAUUUACUCGCAAGUACUGUAUGGUGGAAUUUAUUCCCAAGUAAAGAUGCAAAGAUUUGGGCAAAUAUAUAUUUUUUCAUUAUUAUAGAAACAUAAGAAGUUACUGAGGCUAAUGGGAUUCAGUUACUGGUGUGCUGAAAAUUUAGAUCGUGCAGUUAUAGUCGAUGGGGAACUCGUACACAACAAACCUACUUCUCCCAAAGAGUGGUAUUUCUAUCAGGAAAAUAUUGGGGGAAAGCACAUUUGAGCACCAUUUAGAUGUUUGUCUGCUUUUCCUUCAUUGAAAUUCGACCAAAGCAGUCCACACCUGCACACAUUUGAAUCAGUGCACAUUAUUAUUAUUAUUAUUAUUAUUAUUAUUAUUAUUAUUUAAUCCAGCAGGUAUGGUGGUUUCUCCAUCAUGGAGCCUCCAUUUUAGGAUUGCUUUUCCUAAAUAUUUUUUAUAUCUCUGACCCCUGACCCCUUUUAUUUAUUCAGUUUAUCAACUUUGGCAAGAUGUGCUGGUCCUGCUGUUUGGGUUUUCUCUAGAGACAGGGGCUGACACUGGGGAAUUUUGAAAAGCCUAGUAUGUAGAGUUAAAUUAUUAUAGUACGCCUUUCACCAGUAUAAUCCUAUGAUGUCAUUCUGGGGUGGGUUUCUUUGCAUUGAGCUUAACCUUGUGAGGGUUGUUUAGGUCCCAUGCUUGAUAAACCUAUGGCUAGAUACCCAAAUGAAUGCCCCUGUUAUGAAUGAGUGUGCUUUUUGUGUUCUGUUCAACAAGUCACCUCAAAUAUGUCUCUGUUGUGUUCAGUUGUGCAAGUUUUUAUUUAGGUUAACAUAUUCCCAGCCUUCUCUUCUUCUUUAAUUUGCUUUAUGUAGUUAUAGCCAGGCUCCCCUCUCAUUCUUCUUGCACCUAGAUUCCGUCCAUAGUUUUCUUUAGAAAGUUUCCUGUCAUAAUUGAUGGACUCUAGUUUCCCUUUUGCAAUUCUCCAGUGAGUGUGGAAUGCAAAAUGCUUUUUUAUUGACAGCACAUGUGACUUUGUGUAGAUAUGUUGUGCGCAGGGCUUUUUUCCCCAGCCGGAACUUGCCAGAACUGAGUUCUGGCACUUCUUAAGUGGGCGCCAAUGCUAUUGUAAGAGAACAAGGCAGACAUUAAUGGUGAGUUCUGGCACCUCUUUUUCUAGAAAAAUAGCACUGGUUCUGCAUUAAGAAAGGCACGCUUUUCCAUUUAAACAGGGCCAGCUGCAGGGUGUAUUACAGAUGUAGUAGCAGAGAAACGGCAGCAUAGGAAUCAGUUUUGACACUCUUUUUUUCUUCAUUUCUUUGCAGGUGCUAAUGUCACAGCGUCAUUCUUAAAUCAGAGACACGCUGAACCUAAUGGCCCCUUGGUAUGAUUUCGCCCCUUCCCCUUAUGUUCAUACAAUACUGCUGAUAUGAGUGCAUAACAAUACAAAGGUGGUUGUAAAGGUAAAGGGACCCCUGACCAUUAGGUCCAGUUGUGGCCAACUCUGGGGUUGCGACGCUCAUCUUGCUUUAUUGGCCGAGGGAGCCGGCGUACAGCUUCCGGGUCAUGUGACCAGCAUGACUAAGCCGCUUCUGGCAAACCAGAGCAGCGCGCGGAAACACCGUUUACCUUCCUGCCGGAGCGGUACCUAUUUAUCUACUUGCACUUUGACGUGCUUUCAAACUGCUAGGUUGGCAGGAGCAGGGACCGAACAACAGGAGCUCACCCCGUUGCGGGGAUUCGAACCACCGACCUUCUGAUCGGCAAGUCCUAGGCUCUGUGGUUUAACCCACAGCGCCACCCGCGUCCCUAAAGGCGGUUGUAGUAAGUUGUUAUUGGUAAUGUGUUGAAUUGAAGUACCGUAGGGUAUACCAGAUGCAUAGACAUAUUUAAGUAUUUUGUUAUUCUUUUAAAUGCCCCCCAAAAAACUUGUUACGGACAAAAUGUAAGGCAGCAGGGAUAAUAAACUGAGGGAGUUCAACAUACAUAGAUGGGGAAAGUUUAUGGUGGAUGAGGAAGAACUGCACUUCAAACAAACAAACAAACAAGCAACAAGCAAGCAAGCAAACAAACAAACAAACAAACAAACAAACGCAAAGCUUAAUGCAUGGGAUUCUUUUGUAUCUUCAGCUUGAGGUAAUCUUGGGUCCCUUUUGUCCAAAUGUUGGGCAAUUGGGUAACUGGUUCAAGUACAGUGGUACCUCGGGUUACAUACACUUCUCGGGUUAAGCACUUUGCUUGAGGCUGAGAACAGAAAUCGUGCUCCAGCGGCAUGGCGGCAGCGGGAGGCCCCAUUAGCUAAAGUGGUGCUUCAGGUUAAGAACAGUUUCAGGUUAAGAACGGACCUCCAGAACGAAUUAAGUACGUAACCCGAGGUACCACUGUAGUCUGAGAAAGCAGGGGCUUGCUUGAUGGGUGGGGGGAAUCACCUAUGGAAACGGAUGAAGCGGCAAGCAGCGAUCAGAAGUUGAUUUCCUUCAUCUCACGACAUCAAAGUCCAACUCCUUGUCACAAGAAAGAGCCGACUAAUAUUCAGAUUCUGCACGGUCCAGUGAGAUACUGCAGACAUAUGCAGGGUGGAAAGGAGUAGCCGUUGUCAGAAUUUGGAAUCAACAGGGAUGGCUGCUUCAGAUGGCCAUCUAGAGCCAAUGUAGUAUGUGACUUGGACCAGGGGAAACCAGGUUCAAAUGCUUGCUCAGCCAUGAAGAUCACUAGGUGACCCUAAGUCAAACACAGUUCUGUGCUUAGGCUGCUAUUGUUUAGGUCAGGGUUUCCCAAACUUCGAUCUCCAGCUGUUUUUGGACUGCAACUCCCAUCAUCCCUAGCUAGCAGGACCAGUGGUCAGGGAUGAUGGGAACUGUAGUCCAAAAACAGCUGGAGACCCAAGUUUGGGAAACCCUGGUUUGGAUAAAGCAGUAUAUAGGUGUGGACUAGUUUUCAGACUUCGGGAAUCUACUUUCUCGUUUACUGUAGCACCAAGGUUCACAAUCUCAAGUGAAAUGCAAAGUAAUGGUCAGGAGGUUGGUGCUGAUGCAGAAUGGUGAUUUGAGUGGGGUGGGGCAUCCGUUACAUACAACACCCUAUGAGGCAUAAAGUUCAAGGACUGCCUCUUCCAUAUAAACCUACCUGGACCCUCAGAUCAUCUUCUGAGGCCCUUCUUCGUGUGCCUCCUCCUUGAGAGGUCUUAAAGGUGGCAACACAAGAACGAGCCUUCUCUGCAGUAGCUCCCCAUCUGUGGAAUGUCCUCCCAGGGAAGUUCGCCUGGUGCCAUCAUUAUACAUCUUUAGGUGCCAGGCAAAAAUUUUACUUUUUAACCAGGCCUUUGGUUGAUCUGAUUGACACCCUAUGCCCUUUUAUAAUGUGGCUCUUUUUUGGGGUGUUAUUGGGUUGUUUAUUUUGAUUAUAUAUGGUGUGGGUUUUAUGUUGAUCUUUUCUGUGAACCGCCCUGAGACCUCCGGGUAUAGGGCAGUACUGUAUAUAAAUAUAAAUAAAUAAAUAAAUAAAUAAAUAAAUAAAUAAAUAAAGUUAGUGUUGCCUGCAUUUGCUAGUAGAAAUAUACAUCUGAAGAAAUACAGGUCAGAGAGUCUAACAGCUUGAUAUAGAGGGGGCAGAGCACUAUUUUGCUAUUGCUAUUUUAAACCAUUGGGAACUAGAAACCCAUGUCAAUCAUCCUGUCACAGACCAGUUGAUCCUGAUCUGCGUACAUCUCACUACCCCUUCCUUUCCCCUUUGGUCUUGUAAGAAAGGCAGGAAACGACUGAUAAAUGGUGGUGAUAAAUAUGAGCCAAACCACAGGCUAUGCCUCAAGCACAAACACAUCCUCUUCAUAUGGUCAUUGGUCAGAUCUUUAAUAUUAGCAAGUUUCCUUUGCUCAUUACCACUAGUGGUAACAUGGCACAUUGUGCCCGCGGUGGGCACCUCAGUGUGCAUGGCAGCCAACAAUGUAAGAAAAGGCACAGCAGUUGUGGAAGAAAUGUGAAGGAAGCUUAAUAAUCUUUAGUAUCACCCUAUCUAAAAGCAUUUUGCGCUUGUGCUAGCAGUACACAUGAAAAGGAUCUAGGGGUCUUAGUAGACCACAAGCUUAACAUGAGUCAACAGUGUGAUGCAGCAGCAAAAGAAGCUAAUGCUAUUCUCGGCUGCAUCAACAGAAGUCUAGUGUCCAGAGCAAGGGAACAGUACACUCUAUUCUGCCUUGGUCAGACCACACCUGGAAUACUGUGUCCAGUUCUGGGCACCACAAUUUAAGAAGGAUAUUGACAAGCCGGAAUGUGUGCAGAGGAGGGCGACCAAGAUGAUCAGGGGUCUGGAAACCAAGCCUUAUGAGGAAUGGUUGAAGGAUCUGGGUAUGUUUAGCCUGGAAAAGAGGAAACCAAGAGAAGAUGAUAGCCACCUUCAAAUAUCUGAAGGACUGUCACAUGGAAGAUGGAGCAGGUUUGUUUUCUCCUUCUCUGGAGGGUAGGAUUUGAACCAAUGGUUUCAAGUUCCAAGAAAGGAGAUUCUGACAUCAGGAAUAACUUUCUGACAGUAAGAGCUGCGUGACCGUGGAACAGACUCCCUCUGGAGGUUGUGAACUCUCCUUCCUUGGAGGCUUUUAAGCAGAGAUUGAUGGUCAUUUGUCAUGGAUGCUUUUGUUGGGAUUUAUGAAUUGCAGGGGUUGGACUAGAUGACCCAUGGGGUCCCUUCCAUCUCUACAAUUCUAUGAUUCUAACAUGAACUUUAUACCUACAUUGGCAGAAUCUAUUUUAUGUACCAUGGGUUGGGUUCGCUCAAAGAUGUUGAUGUGGAAAACAUGUACAAAAGCUUCUCUUUCGGUUGAGUAGCUUGAACAUGGUAAAAAAAAAUAGCUUUUAUCACUGACACACUGCUGCUUAGAUGUCUUUUUAAUUUUUUUAAAUUCUUUUUUUUUCAUUCUACAAUGCAAUGUAAUUUUUUAAAAAUUAAAUAAGAGCCGGAUAGAUUUUGUUAGCUGCUUUUUAUUGCAUGAGCUACAUAAUUUCCCUUAAAUGCAAAACUUCUUCCAUUGUUUUAUUUCUUCUUUCAGGUCAAUUCUGAGUUCUACACUGGCUGGUUGGAUCAUUGGGGCCACCAUCAUUCCGUUAUAUCAUCAUCACUUGUAGCUAAGACUCUUAGUGAAAUUCUGGCACAUGGAGCGAAUGUUAACAUGUAAGUUCAUCAACAUCUAUUUAAAUGAGAGCUUGGGUUUUUAGUACAGCAUCUUUGACUGCCUAUUUGCCUCUCUUUUCAGGUAUAUGUUUAUAGGAGGAACUAAUUUUGGUUAUUGGAAUGGUAAGAAGUGUGUGUUGUGUGUGUGCGAGUACUUAUUUUUUUAUAAUAACAAUAGCUGGUUUUUAUUUUAUUAAGCUGUUUUGGGUUAUCUCAAGUACUGGAUUAUUUUUUAAUCUUUGAAAUAAAGGAAAAAGGAUUCGAGGAAGGCAAAACGGGACCUACUUUUCUUCCUUCCUUGAAACAGAGGGAGCAAGGAAACAUUAUAUGCUAAAGUGGUAGAAGGAGGUCUUACCAUAUAGUGGGUCAUCAUAGCCUCAUGGCCUACUUUCAGUAAUACAGUAUGGGUCAGAUAAAACAGAGGAAUAGCCAGACAAGUUAGACGGCUGUAUUUAUUGCCAGCUUAAUUUAUGAUAGUGGCUUGGGAGAAAGAGGUCCUUCAGAUUUACAUUCAGCCUCUGAAUACUUGGGUCAUAGUUUAGCCUUUCCAUACUGGAAAAGCCAGCACCGUCCACUGUUGGAAGACAAGACAGCGGUGCAUAUGCGCUACCUUUGAAAUGUAGGAAUGCAGCUGAUGUCCCUAAAUUUGCACAUCUGUUUUAUUAGGCAAUACAGAUGUUUGGGCUUGAGAAAAACAAGCCUGCUUUGGGAUAGUUUUGAGAAGAGCAAAUGUAUUGUUGGGAGCCGCCCAGAGUGGCUGGGGCAACCCAAUCAGAUGGGCAGCAUAUAGAUAAUAAUAACAUUAUUAUUAUACUUCCUCCUGUGUUCAUUUUCCUCCCUGCAGGAGCCAACAUGCCUUAUGCAGCACAGCCUACUAGCUAUGAUUACGACGCCCCGCUGAGUGAAGCCGGAGAUCUCACGGAGAAGUACUUUGCUAUUAGGGAAGUCAUUGCCAUGGUGAGUUUCUCCUAAAGCAUCACCUAAAGUAUCUAUUCCUGCAUUAGCCUUGGCUUCCAUUGUGUCACAAGGACUGAAAAUGAUGGCUGCUGCUUGAUGUUUUUGAACUCUGUGGCGUCCAGAUUCAGUGGAGCAGGAAUUCCCAGAUUUGAUUACGCAUCUGAGAGUUAAGCGAAGUAGAGCCCGUGGAACGUAGUCUAAUUUUACCAAUUAAUUUUUAUUGAUUUUUCAAAUUUUCAGCAAAUCCAUGACAAAUUGAGCAAAUUUAAUGCAAUUUUUUCAAAAAACAACUCCCCACCCCUUCUUAGAUGUGCGCAUAAUUAACCCUUAUUGCUGCUUAUAUUUCAUAGUUAUCUUUACUUCACAUUCCUUUUUUUUCUUUUGUCCUUAUCCAUCAGCUGUCUGUUUGUUAAUUCCUGCUCGUACCUUAGUUAACAUUUCCAAUAUUAUCGAGUGAGGAUCACUCCUCCAUUUUUUAAUCCACAGUAGUUCAUCAAUUAUUAUUUCUGAAAUAAAACUUUCCUUUCCCUCCAUCUGUGCAUAUAAACACCCUCUGUAAUUGUUUUCCGUUUGAUUCUUAGCUGCCCAGAUCUUCAUUAGCGUACAGUCCAUGUAUCUCUUCACAAUGCUUUUCAUCUGUUGUUGGUUUUAUAGUUUUGGGGUUGGGUUUUCAAGGACAACCAUCUUGCUUGGUAUUCAUUCCCACAGGUGGUGUCUUAACAACCAGCCCAUAAGAUCAGGGAGAGGUAUAGAUGGAACAUAGUCUAAUGGCCAACAUCCCCCUUCUGUUUGGGAUUUUGUGUGGACUGGGUUGAGUACCCAAACUCAAUACAGCCCACAGUCCAUAACUUUACCUACUCCUUUGUGGCUUAGUGUGCAAGAGGACCGUACUGAGAAGCCAUAUGUUAUCUAAUCCACAUAGUUUUUAAUGCCACGUAGAGCAAGUGUCACUGCCUGAGGCUCAUACAGACAAUAAAUGCAGUCUACUGGAGAGUUCUUUUGCAGUGCUCCCAUUUCUUUCAGUGGAGUUUGUGGCGUCUGCCCAUUGUUUUGAAAAUGUCUGUACAGGGGGAGAAAAAGGGUUAAUAGGUAGACUAAUAGGAAAGCCAGAGGCGGAGCAUACCUGUUUAUAAAAGGACUUAGCCUGAGGUUUUGAGUGGGUAGUUGGUUGGAGUUUGGUUGGUUGGUCGGUUGGGAAAAGGCAGUUGGGAAAGCAGUUGGCAGACAGUUGGAAAUAAAGAGACAGCUAAUGCAGUUGGUUCUUGUGUGAGGGGAGGUAGAAGAGUUAGAGACAGAAUAAAACAAGACUAAGAGGGUAAAGAGUAACAACGUUUUGAAUGCAGUUAAAGUUUAUUUGUGUUUGCAAUAAACUGCACUCUUAUUUGUUAAGAACCUGACUGAGACUAAGUGAUUUACCAGAGAGGACCUGGUUGGUGGCAGCGGAUUAGUGGUGUACGGCUCAAUAGUCCGUGAGACGACCGGGGGCUCUGUACGAACGCCACAGAGUUGUAGCCAGUUGUGCUUCUGAAAAACUGCACGUGGGUGACCACCGCUUCUCAGCUGAGGGAACGCCACUUCCCAGCUAUUUGACUCUUCCCAUGACGCUGAGCAGGGCAGAUCGGCCGCAGCGAACAAAAGCAGAUCCUUCUGAGUCCUAAAGAAAAUUAGAAACCAAGCGAAGCAGAGGAAAACCGCAAAGGAAACAGGCAAAAAGGUCCAGCGAGGAAGCGAAAGAGGGAAGCCCCUCAGCUGCGCCGCAGUUUAUAUCUCCCGCAGCCACGCCCCCUGCCUGUACAGAUUGGCCAGUGGGCGGCAUGACGCAGCUGGGGGUCGGCGCAAGGGGGGCAUCGCCCCUCCGCCCCCUAGCCAGAACACUGUGAGGACCCAGAUGCCCAGCCGCAACACCGCCCCCCAGGGAAGGUGAGCAGACUUCCCAAAGGAUUCCGCCCCAACCAUUUAACUGUGCUAGAAGCAGAAACUGUGGAGAAAUCGCCAACACCACAAACCAAACAAGCCGCUGGAGCAUUUGUUCAGUGGCUUCAGAGCAGUGUCUAUUCAAUGACAUGAUGCAUGUGCCUGUGGAAUGAGGCAGUUGGUUCUUUAAAUCACAAAGCUUGCUUUUUUAAUUUUAAUUGCUUGUUCUUGUUUUAGUACAAGACAAUACCACAGGGCCCUAUUCCUCCAUCGACCCCCAAGUUUGCCUAUGGAGAAGUUCCGCUGAAAAAGGUAGUGGAUAUUGUAUAGUAGAUUAAUAUGCCUAAGAUGGGUGCUUCUGCCUUGUGUUUAUUAGGGACAAUUUUUGCAAAAGGCUAAAAUACCCAUUUAUAAUAUAAUAAUUAUAAUUUAGUAUUUGUAUGUCGCCCAUCUGACUGGGUUGCUCAGCCAGUCUGGGUGGCUUCCAACAAAUUAAAACACCAAACACAGAAAAACAUCAAACAUUAAAAACUUCCUCAGCAAUUUUGUAAAUAUGAUAGAGGGGGGGGGGAAGCACACCUCUAAGUUGGGGGUUUGAUUUUGAGCUCGGAAAUGGGUAUUUGUAGCUUUGUGACUGAAGCUGAGGAAAUCCAUUUAAGCUGUUCCUUAUGGUGAAAUUUGCAACGUAUAGUUGAGGAAUACUGCUGAAUGUUCCAUUAGGUGUAGCAGUUUCUGGGAAACCCAGUUCUUGGAAGGAAGCAUGUCAUCAAGAUUGUAGAACCAUAAGAAAGUACACCUAUGCUAUGAGGGUGGCUAUAAAGUUGAUCGUAAAAUUUGGGGUGCUUUUAUGAUAAGCAGACUUUCUCACCAUACGCAUAGUUGCUAUAUUAAUGUGGGAUGGAACUGGCUGGUGAUAGGCAGUUGUGUUGAAUCUGCGUGAGAACAAAAUGAGGACAGCAGCAAUAAGCAAAUGGCUUAACUUUCUCUUCUUUCACCUCUCCCACGCAGUGUUAAUAGAUGGCAGUGUUAAUAGUUCUAUUUUUGACAAUUAUUUUUUUAAUAAAAACCAACCCCACAAUGUUAUGUAUUUUCCUGUAUUGCCUCUCUGAGCCCAGCUUUGGCUGGGGAAGGCAGGAUAUAAAUAAAAAUUUAUUAUUAUUAUUAUAGGUGGGGACCAUAAGGGAUCUUCUGAAGGAUCUUUCACCAUCGGGACCAAUUAAAAGCACCUACCCUUUGACAUUUGUUCAAGUGAAGCAGGUAAAAGUUGGUCAUGAAAGAGUUUUGAGUUAGCAUUUUGCACAUUGUGUGUAAUUGUCACUACCCCCCGCCCUCCCCGGUCAAAUAAACUCUCUUAUGUCAGUUGUGGAUUUUGCCCAGUGUCCUGCUGUAGCUCGUUCAGUGAUGUUUGUGAGCAUCUUGAGAAGAACCAUUCCAUUUGUAUACGCUCUGCUUUCCAUAGUUUGAACCAUGAAGUAGAACCUCCAAACUUUCAGGCGGACUGAACUGAGCAGUUCUAGCUGGGGAGAAAACUGUGAAUUGUUUCAGAAGGCUUUGGCGAUUAAGGCGGGUGCCUGGGGCACAAGUGUGAGGUCCGAGCAGCUAGAUGAAUAGAAAUGAGGAUGCAGAGAAUAAUUGCACCAGAGAGAGGGAAGAACAGAUACGAGGAACUGGCAGAUGAGUAUAGAAAUAUCUCAUCAGUUAAAUGUAUAGUUGAAAGAGAGGCAAAAGGACAAAUCUAUCUGACUUUUAGAAGACAUCUGAAGGCACCCCUGUUUAGGGAAAUUUUUAGUGUCUGAAGUCUUAUUAUUUAUUUUAGUCCUCUGUUGGGAGUGCUCAGAGUGGCUGGGAAAACCCAGUCAGAUGGGCGGGGUAUAAACAAAACAACAACAACAACAACAACAAUUAUUAUUAUUAUUUAACAUAGCUCAGCAUCUGUCAGAAGAACUUUAGUGAAGCGAACAAGAGGAUGUGUCAUGGAGGACGAUUGUUUAGUGGAUGGAUGAGGGUACCUCAGACUGUCACUAUUUUGCAGAGGAGAUUCAAACAUAUACUGGAGCUUUAGACUUGCACAGUUAACGUGGGUUAAAGGGCUCUAUCACCCUAGUGCUAGUCCACCUUUAAAAAGGAAUCUGAUCUUUUGCGAUUUGGAAAGUGACACAGCAAUGCACUGAAAAGUGUGGAAUGCACAAACGACUAAUGGGAAGAGAUGUAACCCCCCUGCAAGCAAAUAAGAACGAAUGGUCAAUAAACAGGAUGGUCCCUAAGAAAGUGUUGGGCAACUUGAUGUAUAGAAUAUUAGUCAGCAGGAGGUUUGGGGCAUAGGAAGAUAGGUUGCAGCUGAAUCGUGAAAACCUGGUUUAUUAAGCCAAGAAAUGCCUGAGUGUCAAGCAGCCCCUUUGCCCGCUUGUGUGGUGGGAGGGGGAAAUAAACCUGGAAGACACAGUUAACCAUGGCUUCCGACAUAUAUGUGAACUGGAAACUAUGGUUAAUGGCUUCCAAACAAACCAGAUUUGGAAGCCUGUUUGAACCGUGGCUGGUUUGGAAGCCAUUAACCAUAAUUCCAUAAUUCCCUGAUCAGGUAUAGCAAGAAGCUAUGGUUAACUGGCUUGUUUCCUUGCUUGCAUGAAGGGAGCAGUGAAGCAGGAGCAAAGAGGCUCAUUGAACCAGAAGUUGAUCAUCCAUGUUGGGCCAUGGAGUCUUUUCUCUGUAGGUGUCAUCUUUUCAUUUCACUGGAUGAAUCUUUGAAAUUAAGACCUUUUAACAGCUAGGUCAGCACUAAUAAAAACUUCGAAAGCGAGUAUGACUCACCUCAUCUUAACCAAAAUAAUUGAACUUUCAGUAGCUAAUGUAUCGUUUUUUGAUUUUUAAGCUUGAAUUCUUGAAGCCCUUGCAUGAAAUACAUAGAGAUGUUUAAGUUAGAGGUAUUUAUAAUCUGAUUCUGACCUUUCAGAAGUAACACUUUCUUCUCACGGCUUUCUCCCCACUUUCUUCUUCAAGUACGUUGGGUAUGUAUUAUACAGAACUAAGCUACCAAGAAACUGUACUGAAGAACCGCUGUAUUCAAUAUUUAAUGGAAUUCAUGAUCGUGCUUAUGUCGUUGUGGACGGGGUAAGCGAAGAACUUCCAGUUUUCUUGUUUACCUCAGCGAUGCUAGAUACUGUGGCUCAGGGUCUCCCAAACUUGGGUCGCCAUCUGUUUUUGGACUACGAUUCCCAUCAUCCUUGAUCACUGGUCCUGCUAGCCAGAGAUGAUGUGAUUGGUAGUCCAAAAACAGCUGGAGACCCAAGUUUGGGAAACUGCUGUUGUUGUUUCGUCUUGAGCUUUGUUUUGUUUUGUUUUGUUUGUAUGAUCGGGAGUUUGUUUCCCACUUUGAGUAUCCCACACCAGCCCAUCAUGAUGAGCAGGAUAUGCCGAAAGAACAAGCCUAUGUCUCUGUCAGGAGCUCGGCCUACACUCGAGUAGGACCCUGGCAGAGACACAUGCCUGACUGGCAUGUUCUCUCCCUCCUGGUCAAUCGUUCGGGAGCUUCAAAAGUUUUCUUCAACCCAAACAUCACAGUGACCAAUGCCAACCAACACGGGCACGCUUAGGGAUCCGCAGAGUCUUUGCAGCUUUGUGUACCAGACCUCAGCAACUCAGCAUUUUGGCUAAUCUACUUUAUUUAUAUAUAAACACACACGAAGCACUGCAACAUGGCUCCCUCUCUCUCUAGCAUCAGACAGCAAAGAGAAAAGAACAAAGGACAACAGUCCCACUUCAUGGAACACAAUAACACAAACAUCCCGUCUUCAUCACUUCCCACUCUGUGGAGUCAAAACACAUACCGUCAUGUGACAGACAACAAUCCCAUGAAUGCAACCAUGGAGCAGGAAUUCUAACAGUCUCCCUCUGUGAGUUGAAGCUGCCGAAGUGGCAGAAUGUUGCCAGCGCAGCUGUGCUCUGCUUCUGAGGGGCUGUUAGCACCUUGAGAAGCACAGCACGAGAAAUACACACCCCAGCUCUCCUCUCCAGCUUGGAGCUAGAGAGGCAGUGUGGGUGGGAGUGAGUUUCCCCCCGCAGUAGAGGUUGUGCUUUGGAGGUGGUUAGUGGGCCUUCAAAGCACCAUGCCACUUCAGAGGUACUUCAGAAAUGCAGUAUUGCAGCAUGAACGAUCCCCCUGCCCUUCUCUCUAGGUCCAGACUUCUGCUUAAAAGUGCAUCACAAGGUCAGGACCAAAACGCCAUCCCUUGAGAACGAGUUAGGUAGAACGAGUUAGGUUCUUUUGAGCACAAUGCCCGCCAACAUUUGAAGGCACCUGCGUCUCAUGGUCGGCUGGGGCGCUUACCUGGCCCCUUGUCACUAGCAUCACUGCAGUGUGUCUGGAAGGUGAGGAGCAAGAUUAGUGUGUUUCAAACGCACUGUUGGCAUUUUCACCACACAGACUUCAAUGCCACCUUGCACCUUUUCCUCCUGGUAAGGCGCAGCAAUGCUCGUGAUAAGAGGUCAGGUACAUUGUACAUGCACACAGCAGAGCUCUGCCUCUCUCAUGUGUACAUGAGUAUAUCUCUUAUGAGUAUAUCUCAUCAGCUGGUGGCUUAAAUUGCAAUUUGUGAACCAUCUCCAUUGAAAAGUAUUGCAUGCCAAGUGAUGUUAACCUGAGAGUUUUGUCUCCAGCGUUGGAGAUGUGAAGUCUGAUUCAUGCGUACAAAUAAUUAAUCUGAUGAUGCAGCCACUGAGCGAUGUACGAACUCCUUGUCAAAUAUAUUCAAAUACCUUUUAGGUUUCAGAUGGUUAAAUACUAGUGAGGGCAACGUGCUGCAGCCCAUUUUGUUCCACAUUACCAUGUGCACAGUAAAAUUAAGAGGCAUAAAGACUCACUCUGUAUCUGUCUGCUUUGACUUGCCUACCACAAUUCAUAAUAAAAACCCAUGUGGAAUAAGGUUGCCAGAAGAGCCAAAAACAUACCAGGAUUUUGAGCUAGCAUAAACUUAGAUUUUGAAAACUUGCAUUGUUGAACAGUUCCCAGGCUCUUUGCAUAACCAUGCAAAUCCGUACUAUGCGUUGACUGCAAACUAUUGACCUCUGAGCAGCAAAAAUGUUUUUACUCCAUCUCUCCAAAGACUCGAGGCAGCGAAUAAGAAAUAAAGCCUAAAGUCACACAGCCCAAAUACCAGCCAAUAGCAUUGAGCUUAAAAUAUUUUAUCCACACAGUAUUACUUCUGUUGUAAGCAGAUACCCUCAUGAACAGAUAAAUUUUGCACCUGCUCCUCAAAGCUUGGAGGGGUGCAUUUAAAGAAUAUUUUAUCAGAGGUGGUUUCUUCACUGCCAUGGGGUAAAGCCGUGCUCUUCAGUGGCAAUGUUCUCACGUCACAGCUCGCCUGCUUUGCUUCUCCUCCUGAAAUGUGGGUGGUUGGGGGCACACAAUCACUGGCUUAUAAUUGCGUCUGAAACCAGAAUCCAUGUUUUGGUUGACUCCAGAAAAACCACAAUCGUUAGCCAAGGUUUGUUCUUUGCUUACCAGUUGUGAUUUGUUUGAGUGAAACAAAGCACAAUUCCUGCAUUUGACAUAGCAGAAGGACAGGGAUCGCGCUUUGCUUCCUUUGGGGAAGAACAGAACAGAACAGAACAGAACAGCAUGAAGCUGUACAUUCAGUACAAACCAUGGUUUAUUGUCACCUGCAAAUUGAGCUGAUGACAAAGUUGUAGCCUUGCACAUCAAAGGCACACAAAGUAGAUAAUCUGCGGUUUGCUGUCAUGGCUAGAAGUGAGUUUUCAAGCUCGUUGAGCCUAGCCAUCAUUAACGUUGGCAUCAGUGCCAAUUUAGUGUGGCACCAUGGUUGGCUCUGAAAAUGGAAAUGGAGUUCAGAUGGAGGGGAAAGGAAGGCACAUGUAAGCCUGGGAAGUGCUCCUCCUCCUCAUAUUCUAAGAAUGGUUGAAAAAGUUAUGUCUGCACUGGGCCUUGGAAGACCAUGUACAGUAGUGGAGUGGGAGAAGAUAUUGGGGGAAUUUAAGCACAUAAUUACAUGAUAGUAAUAGUAAUUAUAGGGAUAGUAUCUAAAAGGGCUGGGUGAAGCAACUCUCUAGCUUGUGAUUCAUUUUGACGUGAUUCCAUCUAAGGGGUUCACUCUCACACUACAUUUCACCUGCGUGUUUAACUUUUUUUGCACACGGGGAAAAAAUACCAUACAGAAAAUAAUUGUUUCAACACUUACUUGACUACAUUACAAAUCUUACAAGCUUUAAAUCAGCCAUUUAGACUUCCUGACCACAGAGGGUGGGGAAAUUUUAAACUUCACGGGAACUGGUUGUUCUGUCAUCAGGGAGGAAAAAACCCUGAAAUGUCUUGAAUCACUUUGAAUGAGAAUUACGAAGUUCAGCUGAUUCAAAUUAUGAGUUAACACAGUUGGGGGAAAUUGAAUUCUUACUAAAUCCCCUUGCAAAAAUACAGGGGGAAAAAUCUAAAAAUAGGGACUUUGUAAAAUGCAUUAAAGUUGUUUGUGUUCCCUACCCUGUUUCAGGUUUAGAUUUUAAGUAUUGAUAUUAUUUGUGCAGAUUCCUCAGGGAGUUCUUGAAAGAAGCCGUAUCGUAGCGCUAAAUAUAACUGGGAGCGCUGGAGCGCAUUUGGAUUUGCUGGUGGAAAACAUGGGCCGAGUAAAUUUUGGAAGAUACAACAAUGACUUCAAGGUACAUCUCCGUCUUCCUUAAAUAUACAGCAAAAUGUAACAUAGCCCAUGAAUCGCUUUUCGAGGGUAGAAUAGGUGACUUUGUGCUAAUGCAAGCAAAACCUUUACAUGCAAUGUAUUAUAAUUAAUUAAUUAGUUCAAUUUAUAUACUGUCCUAUACCCACAGGUCUCAGGGGUAUUGAAAGGAAAGAUCCUUUUGAAAGGGACCUCCCUUUAGAAAGUGGGAGUGCUGCUUGGGUAGUUUGGGCUUCUCUGUGGACUUGCUGGGGUGGUGCAAAAGGCUUCCUGUAGCCUUUUACAUUUAUCUAUAUAUUGAGAUCAGCCACAAGACACAGUAUGGACCUUUGCCCUUCUUCUCCACUCUAAUGAUUGUAAAAUGGGAGGUUGUGCUCUUCCCACUGUUGUUACUGACUCGCUGCAGAAUAAUUUUCUACCUCUGGGCUCCUUAAUGCCACUCUUUAGGGAACAUUAUGAACCCAUGUUGAUUUGAAGACCGCCUAAGAGCGAGCUGCCUCAAGGAUUCCUCUUAGCGUCAGCUCACACGUGCUUAUUUUCCGCACGCGAUCUCUCGCAUAUGUGACAUUGACUGCUUUGCCACGAGCAAGUAGCCUGCUGGUGCAUACUGCUGAAUGGUCCUCAUUUUGUUCACCCCUGCUUUGAGCCAAGGUCUGAUUGGUAAAUCAUGGCUUAUUUGGAAGAAAGGAACCACAAAUGCUGGUUGGCUUGCCACAUUAAGCCCAGGGUUCAUAGUGUGUUGCUUCCAGCUCAACAAUGGGAGCACAGAAGAAGUGCUGCUCAUUCAUACUGAGGAACAGUUUAUGGGUUAUUGAGACAUGUGAGAGCUGUAAAUGUGUGUGAAGGCUGCCUUUGUUUGUUUUGUGGUUUAUUACUUACACCUAUAGUCCACCCUUCAUCCAACGGUUCCAGGGCAGGUUAGAAAAAUACCACAAUAAAAAACCCAGGUUACAUUAUAAUCAAAACAUGAAACCACAAAACCUCUGUGUGGAUUGACUGUACAUGUAUGUAGCCUGUUGGGUUGAAAUAACGACAGACGAGUAGCAGGUGUCAUGUGAGAGGCAUCUCUCGAGCAAGUCCCGAGGAGACUCUUUUAUUGAAUAUUACAACAUUGCCACAGGUGCGCUCGUUGCUGAUUGGUUGACACAAACACAAAGCAACUUGUUGCUGAUUGGUUAACACAAGUACAAAGCAAAGGUUACAUAUAGGCAUUAAUCACCAAGAGAUUAAAGGCUGGGAAAGGGAGCACAGAACUAGACAGGCAUGAAACCUCCUAAUUAAAUUAUAACUAGUGAUUGAUAUAGCAAGACUAAAACAAUUACUAAUGAUUGAUCAUAGCAUGAAAGAAUACAACAAUCGCGUUCUGUAGAUGUGGUCAACUAUGCAUUAAGAACAGGUCAGGGUACACUGUUUCAUGAACUCAAUGGGAACUGUUCAGAACAUUCUCAGACUCAUGUGCAGAGGCAAAAACUUCCCAGCAGCGGCCAUUAGCCCAAUCUGUAAUUGUGGCAGCAUUUCCCCCCAAAAAGCAAUGACAAACCUAGACAGCAUCUUAAAAAGCAGAGACAUCACCUUGCCAACAAAGGCCUAUAUAGUUAAAGCUAUGGUUUUCCCAGUAGUGAUGUAUGGAAAUGAGAGCUGGACCAUAAAGAAGGCUGAUCACUGAAGAAUUGAUGCUUUUGAAUUAUGGUGCUGGAGGAGACUCUUGAGAGUCUCAUGGACUGCAAGAAGAUCAAACCUAUCCAUUCUGAAGGAAAUCAGCUCUGAGUGCUCACUGGAAGGACAGAUCCUGAAGCUGAGGCACCAAUACUUUGGCCACCUCAUGAGAAGAGAAGAUUCCCUGGAAAAGACCCUGAUGUUGGGAAAGGUGGAGGGCACAAGGAGAAGGGGACGACAGAGGACGAGAUGGUGGGACAGUGUUCUCGAAGCUACCAGCAUGAGUUUGACCAAACUGCGGGAGGCAGUGGAAGACAGGAAUGCCUGGCGUGCUCUGGUCCAUGGGGUCACGAAGAGUCGGACACAACUAAACGACUAAACAACAACAACAACAUCACCAGUUUAAUUCUAUAGAGCAGGGUUUCCCAAACUUGGGUCUCCAGCUGCUUUUGGACCAAAAUUCCCAUCCUCCCCAACCACUGGUGCUGCUAGCUAGGAAUGAUGGGAGUUGCAGUCCAAAAACAGCUGGAGACCCAAGUUUGGGAAACCCUGGUGUAAAGCAGGGAUGGGAACCUGUGGCCCUCCAGGUGAUGUUGCAGUCGAACAUCCCCAGCCAGCAUUACCAAUGGUCAUUUGAAGCCACCACAGAUUCCACUUCCCUUGUGGAAGGUAAAAAUGUAGAGGACCCCUGAAUGGUCAAGUCCAGCCAAAGGCGACUAUGGGGUUGCGGUGCUCAUCUCGCUUUCAGGCCAAGGGAGCCAGUGUUUGUCCACAGACAGCUUUCUGGGUCAUGUGGCCAGCGUGACUAAACCGCUUCUGGUGCAACGGGACACCGUUGACGGAAACCAGAGCACACGGAAACACUGUUUACCUUCCCGCCACAGCGAUACCUCUUUAACUACUUGCACUGGUGUGCUUUCGAACUGCUAGGUUGGCAGGAGCUGAGACAGAGCAACAGGAGCUCACCCCACCGUGGGGUUUCGAACCGCCAACCUUCUGACCGGCAAGCGCAAGAGGCUCGGUGGUUUAGACCACAGCGUCACCUGCGUCCCUUGUGUAAAGCCUGUCUCGCACUGUGGUUUCUCUUUAAGAACCCAUAUGCCAGAGGGGUCUGAUGCAGAAAAUCAAAAUAUCUGAACUGGUCUUUAGUUCAGUGAAGGGAAGUGGGGCAGUCAAAUGCAAAAGAGGACAGGUUUCCUGUGCCUGAUACAUUCCCUCUUCUACGUCCCAUCAAAGGUGAAUUCUUUUGCAUCUGGAAGUUACCUUUGGUGCUUCAUUUGAGAAAGCCCCCUAUGAUGUUACAAUGUGUUGCAGUGGAAAAACCUUUUCAAUCUAUUAUAGUUUUUUAAAGAGGUUUAAAUAGAAGUUCUUUAGUGUCUAAAACUUGCAUACAGGAUGUGGAAACUUGUGCAUGUGAAGAAUUAUGUAUCAUCAUGUUUAAAGGUGAGAUCAAAUCCUAGAUAAAUUUUAUCUUGCAAAACAUCUCUAAAAAUGGAGCUUCAGAAAGGAAGUUCUCAGGUGCAGAGCUGAGAGCUUUAGAACUUGGUUCUUCUCUUUUUAGAUCUUUGAGCAGGUCACUUUCGAAUGUUCAUCUUGACACCUGUAUUUGCUAUUCAAAUAAAGCAGCUUCCGAGUUUGUGAUACUGACUUCUGGUUUAAUUUGCUCUUAAAAGUGAAAUGAGGUUGCCACAAAUUUGAGAAAGGUUGAUGAAAUAUAGCCCUAGUGUUUUGUUGAAUGGCAAAAAAGAGGAAGAUCUGCUUAUGUGACAAACGUAUUAGCAUGUCAUUUGGGUCCAGCAAGAGAGUGUUUGGUCUGACACGGCUUUGGAUAGACAGUGUUACUUCUUAGAUUCUACAUCUAUUUCCUGGAGCAAACCCAGGAAUUCAUUGCUGGGACUAGUUUUUCAGUAAACAUGUAUAGAAUUUCACUGGUUGUGUAGUGCUUUUAGCUGAUGACAGCAUUCAGACCUGUAAAGUUCUGAAGAAUAGCAAUAAUUAGCUGCAAAAUAACUUUGUAAGCACACUGCAAAAUUGAAGUAACUUGUAGUUUGUUCUAAAGGUUCCCUAGGAUGGUUGUUUCUGCUUUUUAGUGUAUCAUUUGAGUUCCCAGUUUAGAAACCCCUCAUGAAGUACAAAAAAAUAAAACAGAAACAGCACAACGUAAGGCCGAUUAAAACAAGACAACCUUUUAUUGAAUGAAGUAAUUUCUCCUUUUUAAAUGUUAUUUUAUAGCCAACACUAACAACAGCGAGAAUCUUUUUAAAGGCUCAUUUCUGCUUUCCUCUCUCUGAUUGUAUUUAUGACCAAUCUGUUUGCAGGGCUUGGUUUCGAAUUUAACUCUGGGCAAUGAGACACUUGCCGACUGGGAGAUAUACCCCCUGGACAUAGACACAGCCGUGAGCCAGGGUCUUAAGAACGAGAGGUCUGGUGGAAACGGAUCGAGCAAUGAAGAACCUUCUUUUUAUACUGGCAGUUUUUCUAUUCCUAGUGGAAUCCCUGACUUACCUCAGGAUACAUAUAUUGCAUUUCCUGGGUGGACAAAGGUACUUUUCCCUCCCUUUCUUUCACGAAAAGUUCAGUAGAUAUGGUUGCUAACUUCAAGGCCCUGUUACUUAACGAAAAGUUCUUAAAAGAUACAGUGAGAGGCUUUGAGUCAGAGUUUGUUGACAGACCUUCCAUUGGGCAAACUGGAGUGACUGCUUCAGGUGUGGCAAAGGGGCAUCCCUCCUGGCUCUCCAAUUGCCUUGCUGGCUUUCUCUGGCCCUUCUGCCUAUCUGCCUUGAAGUGAGACUCCCCACCUCCUCCCCCCUUGCCAAGGGGGUCCGCAAAGCCAGACAUUCAGGGUGGGAUAGCUGCGGAAGUGCCUGUGCCACGGUUGCACUUGGCCGCAGCAGCUAAUGAUGCCUAAAAUUGGGCAAAGGGGAUUGUUUAAAGUUACAAUCAUACCUUGGUUUGAGAAUGGCUUAGUUGACGAACAAAUCAGAUCCCAAACGCUGAAAACCUGGAAGUAGGUGUUCCAGUUUUCAAAUGCUUUUCAGAAGCUGAACGUCCGACGCGGCUUCUGCUUGAGUACAGGAAGCUCCUGCAGCCAAUCGGAACCCACGCCUUGGUUUUCGAAUGUCUCAGGAGUUGAACUGACUCCCGGAACAAAUUAAGUUUGAGAACCAAGGUACCACUGUAUUGUACAGUGGUACCUUGGGUUAAGAACGUAAUUCAUUCCGGAGGGCUGUUCUUAACCUGAAACUGUUCUUAACCUGAGGUACCACUUUAACUAAUGGGGCCUCCCGCUGUCGCCGCGUGAUUUCUGUUCUCAUCCUGAAGCAAAGUUCUUAACCCGAGGUACUAUUUCUGGGUUAGCGGAGUCUGUAACCUGAAGCGUCUGUAACCCAAGGUACUACUGUAAUUCCACACUCCCUGCACCCUAAUUUUAGCCAUUGUCAUUAUUAAAAGCAGUGCCAACCUUCACCCCCCACUCCCUGCAGCUAGAUAUAAAAGCAACACAAAAUGAACAUCUAAGGCAAGAGGCCUUUCCCUCCAGUUGGGAAAGCUUGUUUUUUUAACAACAACAACAACUUUAUUCAUAUGCUGGACCUCUGGCUGGGUUGCCCCAGCCACUCUGGGCAGCUUCCAACAAAUUAAAGCACCAUAAGACAUCAAACAUUAAAAUCUUCCCUAUACAGGGCUGCUUUCACAUGUCUUCUAAAACUCAGAUAGUUGUUUAUUUCCUUGACAUCUAAUGGGAGGAAGUUUCUACUAAGAAGAUCCUUUGCUUGGUUCCCUGUAAUCUCUUUCCCACAACUGAUCCCUGUCAGUGUAAUUAUUUGAAACCAACAAUUUACAAAAGGUUCACAGGGCUUAACUUAUUAAUUCCUUAGAUUUGUGGGAGAGGUCCUGGGCUGCUGCUUUUCCGUACAGAGGUGAGGGCCGCAAAAUUUUGGGUCCGCCGUGUAGAAUGCUGUACCAACGCUAUAAAGUGCAGUCCUGACAAGGGAUGGCAGCUUCCAUUACAGUGGUGCCUCGCAAGACGAAAUUAAUUCGUUCUGCGAGUUUUUUCAGCUUGCGAGUUUUUUCGUCUUGCGAAGCACGGUUUCCCAAAGUCUUCAAAAUCACCAAAGUCUUCAAAAACCUCAAAAAAGGCUACCACACCGCGUGCUAUGAGUUGCUCCUCAAAGUCACCCUGGGUAUUAACGGUUUUAAGAAAAAGGAAACAAACUUGCAAGACGUUUUCGUUUUUUUCAUUUUUCAUCUUGCGAAGCAAGCCCAUAGGGAAAUUCGUCUUGCGAAGCAACUCAAAAAACGAAAAACUCUUUCGUCUUGCGAGUUUUUCGUCUGGCGAGGCAUUCGUCUUGCGAGGUACCACUGUACUGCCCAUCCGGUAAAAAACUUGAGCUUUAAAGAAUUUUUCUCCUGUAGGUAGAUUGGCUUUUAAAUGGCUGUGUUGUUUUUCUUUUACAGACAGACUGGCUAUUCUUAUGAUUCGUGUAUCUGUGGUUUUUAUUUUUGCUUUUUCGGUAGCGUUGUGUGCCGAAUGCCUAGCACAGAAUGCAGCAUACUUUAGCCUUGAAUACAGAAAUAAAAAACUGGCGCUGCUAAAUAUUUUCCUCAGUAAACCUCUUCCUGCAGAAGAGAGAGUGGUUCAUUUUAAGCCUUGGCAAAGCAAACCACAGCCAGAGAUGCUUUUGAUAAGGAUGUUUCUGAGGCUGAAACCCAUUCAUACCUUGUGGAAAGUAACUGAUAAUUAUCUCAGCCCAGAGCUACACACCUAACAACUCGGCUCUUAAAAUGUACAAAUUAAAUGUUUGGGCAGAGUGGUUUUGGAAAAUAAAAGUGAGUGCAUUUUGCAGAGGUAGAUGUGUAGCAUAAGUUCAUCAGUGGGAUACAUUUUUAGACCAUGCCAAGCAUGACUCCAUAUUUCCUCCCCACUUCACAUUUUACCUAAUAUUUGGCCUGAGGCGGUUAUGCUGCAGGCUUGAAUACUGAUGCCUAAAGAUGGAAGGGACAAAGCUAUUUUGCAAGCAUUCAUUAUAGCAGAGCCCUUUUAAUGCCACACUUGUGUCAGUGCAGUGCAAAAUGAGUUUUUAAAGAGAGCACUGAAUUCUCAGUUAAGGAUGUCAGGUUUGCCAGAUUUCCAGAGUCAGUUUCUUCUAAUGGUUUGUUUCUUUGCAGGGACAAAUCUGGAUCAAUGGCUUUAACUUAGGGCGCUAUUGGCCAACCCGUGGACCUCAACUAACACUGUUUGUUCCAAGCAACAUCCUUGUUUCAUCCUUUCUAAACAACAUUACAGUUCUGGAGUUGGAGAAGUCUCCAUGUGGCGCUCAGAAGUGUUUUGUAGAGUUUGUAGACAAACCCAUUCUCAAUGCAACUCUUCACUAUGAAAGCAGUACCGAGAAACUAUUCACUAAAGAUUUAUGGCCGAACCAUAGAUGA